AUGUAUCGCCUCAGUCCUAAGGAAUCUGAAGAGUUGCAGCAUCAAGUUGUGGAGUUAUUGGAGAGAGGCUACAUCCAUGAGAGCCUAAGCCUGUGUGCAGUCCUUGCUCUUCUGGUACCGAAGAAAGAUGGUUAUUGGCAUAUAUGCAUAGACAACAGAGCGAUCAAUAGGAUCAUGCCACCUGAUCCUAAUCCAACAUGGGAGUCAUAUUUAGAUCACCUCCGAGCUAUUUUUGAGAUGUUAAGGAAGGAGUGUUUGUUUAUCAAUCAGAAGAAGUGUUAUUUUUUCACGAAUUUUGUCACUUUUCUUAGUUUUGUUCUAUCUACUGAUGGUGUUCAUGCAAAUCAGUCAAAAGUAUAUGCAACUUUGGAGUGGCCCACACCUAAGACAUUGCACGAUAUUAGGAGUUUCAAUAGAUUGGCAUCCUUGUACUGCCGAUUCAUCAGGAAUUUUAGCAUUUUGAUUACCCCUAUCACAGAGUGCUUCAAGGGACGUGCAUUCCAGUGGUUUAAGGAGGCAGAGGCUAGUUUUUAA
Messenger RNA from Carya illinoinensis, 534 nucleotides. RefSeq lists its product as uncharacterized. The coding region runs from base 1 to 534 and encodes 177 amino acids. NCBI's taxonomy places the organism in Eukaryota, Viridiplantae, Streptophyta, Magnoliopsida, Fagales, Juglandaceae. The record is from RefSeq and is a predicted model, not a curated record. The transcript has 2 exons.